AUGCCUCCUCUUCUUCACGUAAGAACAACUCCAACAACACCUUCAUUCAAAUCCUUCGUCGUUAUCCUCUCAAUUCUCCUCAAUCUCUACCUCCUCUUUCUCCUGUGGGCCCCAUCCUCCACGCCACUUCCCUCAUCUACUCUUAUCUCCCGCCUCUCCCCCACCACGCGCCGCCACCUCCUCUUCUCCGUAGCCUCCUCCUCCCUCUCCUGGCCCCGCCGCCUCCCCUACCUCCGCCUCUGGUACUCCCCCGCCUCUACCCGCGCCCUCGCCUUCCUCGACAAACCACCGCCACCGUCUGUUAACUCCUCCUCCUCCUCUUCUCCGCCGGUUGUGAUAUCCGCUGAUACUUCCGCGUUCCCCUACACGUUUCGCGGGGGGCUGCGGUCAGCGAUCCGCGUGGCGCGCGUGGUGAAGGAGGCCGUGGAUCGCAACGAGACCGAUGUGCGGUGGUUCGUGUUCGGCGAUGACGACACGGUGUUCUUCGUCGACAACGUGGUACGCGCGCUAGCGCGGUACGACCACCGCCGGUGGUUUUACGUCGGGAGCAACUCCGAGAGCUACGACCAGAAUGUGCAGUACUCCUUCCAGAUGGCGUUCGGCGGUGGCGGCUUUGCGAUCAGCUCCUCCCUCGCUAGGGUUUUGGCGAGGGUUUUCGAUUCGUGUUUGAGGAGGUACGGACACUUGUAUGGCAGCGAUUCAAGGAUUUAUUCUUGCGUCGCUGAACUCGGUGUUGGCUUGACUCAUGAACCUGGCUUUCAUCAGUUAGACAUGCGGGGGAAUUUGUUUGGGAUGCUAGCUGCACAUCCAUUAUCUCCUUUGUUGUCCCUUCAUCACUUGGAAGCAAUGGAGCCCCUAUUUCCUGACAUGGAUAGAGUACAAGCUUUGGAACAUCUUGUUGCUGCUGCAAAUAUAGAUCCUGGCAGGAUCCUUCAGCAAUCUGUCUGCUAUGAUCGAUCAAAUUCUUUGACUUUCUCGAUUUCUUGGGGUUUCGCGAUCCAGGUUUAUCAAGGAAACAAACUUCUUCCUGAUCUCCUUGCAGUGCAGAGAACCUUUGUUCCAUGGAGGAGGGGUAGUAAAGUCAAUGCUAAUUUCAUGUUUAACACCAGAGACUAUCAUAGAGAUCCUUGUAAAAGGCCUUCUGUAUUUUUCGUAAAAAGUGUUACAUCUGAUAAAAGGGGCAUUUGGAGCAAUUACAUUAGACAUGUUGUUGGGAGCUGCUUUGAAUCCAAUAUCACACAGAUCGAGCAGAUCAUAGUUUUUUCAAGGAAGCUAGAGCUUAAUAAUGAACAGAGAAGGAUCCUUAUCCGCAUUGUUGUAGAAAUUUUACCAAAGCUCAAGAAGAUCUCACUGGUGAUCAAACCCCUCAGGCAGGUUUUUCACGUGCAGUUGAAUUUUGCAAAUGGUUUAUUUCCAGCAGUAGCACUGAAGAUUGCAUGUUUUUAUCUACUUCUGAUUCGCAAAAUUGCCCGGUAG
Messenger RNA from Sphenostylis stenocarpa, 1476 nucleotides. NCBI's taxonomy places the organism in Eukaryota, Viridiplantae, Streptophyta, Magnoliopsida, Fabales, Fabaceae. The record is from the annotation of a GenBank genome assembly.